Molecule: messenger RNA, 1140 nt
Organism: Fusarium pseudograminearum CS3096
Lineage: Eukaryota; Fungi; Ascomycota; Sordariomycetes; Hypocreales; Nectriaceae
Exons: 5
Coding region: 1-1140 (379 amino acids)
Source: RefSeq, a predicted model, not a curated record
AUGUCCAACUUGUGGAAAGGGCCAAAGUUCACAGAAGUCAACGCUGGCUCAGAUGAUAUGAACAUCGCCAGUAUCGCCUGGGGCAUAUCGCUCGGCGUCGGUCUCUUUACCUUUACAAAAGCCCUGCGACAAACGAGGGACUCGUGGAGUAGAGGUCGAAGACUGAACCACUACAUUAUUCUUGUCUGGCUCGAGUGGACGAGCAGUUGUAUCAUGAGUGCAGUUACGUGGUGUUAUUUGCGAAAUUACAUUCCUGGCGGGUUUCCAGUCUUUUUCGUUUUGAUCUUUCUUUGGUGUAUUCAGAUCCAAGCCCUCAUACAAAUCAUCGUCAACAGAAUCGCUAUACUCAUGGUUAAUCGGCAAAACGCAAAAUGGCUCAAGAUCUGGUCAUUUGUCAUCAUUCUGUGUAUCAACAUCAGCGUCUUUAUGAUCUGGAUCCCAGCAAGGCUGCAGAUCAACGAUACAUGGGCAGACAUCAACAAAGUUUGGGAUAGGAUCGAAAAGGUCAUCUUUCUGCUCGUCGACGCCGGACUCAACCUCUACUUUAUCCAUCUUGUGCGAUCGAGGCUUAUUGCGAAUGGCCUUACCAAGUAUACCCGUUUGUUUCGCUACAACUUGGGCAUGAUUGCUGUUUCCAUGACUAUGGAUAUCCUCCUCAUUGCCAUGAUGUCUCUUCCCAAUGACAUUGUCUAUGUCCAGUUCCACCCCCUCGCUUAUCUUGUCAAACUCCACAUCGAAAUGAACAUGGCCGAUCUCAUCAUCAAAGUCGUAAAAGCCAGUAACGGCAAUGGCUACGACUACUCAGGUUCCAAGUCCGGCAACACCCAACCGAAACAAAAUGGCGCCAACAAGCUCGGAAAAGGCCACAUCCCAUCAGCCAUGUUUGUCGGAGGCAACUUGACCCUUAUCCAAGCUGGCGUCGACGACGGUGAAGACAUCGAGAUGAACAGGAUGGAAGGUGGUAUUCAGAAGACCACCAGGACAGAGGUUGUGGUCAAACAGACUAGACCGUCUGAUAGCGAUGAUAGGGAUGUGGCAAGCGAUGCAGAGUCAAUGCGGCCACUGAGAAAUAAUGCUUAUACGGUCCCGGAACCAAAGAGGCGUCGGAGCUCUCAAAUUGCAAUUCUCACAGCACCAUAG